This is a messenger RNA of Stegastes partitus (bicolor damselfish), 2838 nucleotides long. RefSeq names its product striatin interacting protein 1 (gene strip1). Bases 14 to 2461 code for a protein of 815 amino acids. Gene Ontology annotation, biological process: cytoskeleton organization. The record is from RefSeq and is a predicted model, not a curated record. NCBI's taxonomy places the organism in Eukaryota, Metazoa, Chordata, Actinopteri, Pomacentridae. The transcript has 20 exons. Gene Ontology annotation, cellular component: cytosol.
CGCCCAAAAAAUUAUGGACGUCGGUGGGAACGGUGGUGGGCUACCUGUAAACAAUAAACAGAGAGCUAUGCUACCUAACAAGAGCAGGGGCGAAUUCACCCGCAACCCAAGGAAAGACUCAGAGGGGCUGUCUGAGUCUCCAGAUCUGGAGUUUGAAUAUUCCGAUACAGACAAGUGGGCUGCAGAGCUGUCAGAGCUUUACAGUUAUACUGAAGGACCAGAGUUUGCUCUGAAUAGGAAGUGCUUUGAGGAAGAAUUCAGACCUCAUGUGUCUGAUAAGAAGUGGACCGAGCUCGAUGCAGCGCAGCACAGAGCUCACGCCAUGCGGCUGCUGGACAGUCUGGAAGUCAUCGCCCGGGAGAAAAGGCUGAAGGUUGCUAGAGCCAUUCUCUACAUGGCUCAGGGGACCUUCGCAGAGUGCAGCUCAGAGGCUGAGGUGCAGCACUGGAUGAGAUACAACAUAUUUCUGCUGCUUGAUGUGGGGACCUUCUCUGCUCUGGUGGAACUGCUCAACAUGGAAAUUGAUAACAGUGCCGCCUGUAGCAGUGCUGUCAGAAAACCGGCCAUCUCCCUUGCCGAUAGCACAGAUCUCAGGGUGCUACUUAAUAUAAUGUACCUGAUGGUGGAAACGAUCCACCAGGACGACCCGGCUGACAAGCCCGAGUGGAAAAUCAUCAGGGAAACCUUCAGAGCAGAACUGGGAUCGCCUCUUUUCAACAACGAGCCCAUUUCCGUCAUGCUCUUCGGUAUGGUUACCAAGUUCUGCAGCGGCCAUGCUCCCCACUUUCCAAUGAAGAAGGUGUUGCUGCUGCUGUGGAAGAGCAUUCUGUUCACGCUCGGAGGGUUUGAGCAGCUGCAAAGUAUAAAGGUCCGUAAACGUGACGAACUGGGUCUUCCUCCUCUCCCGGAGGACAGCAUCCGAGUCAUUCGCAGCAUGAGGGCGGCUUCUCCUCCUGCGUCUGCUUCCGACCUCAUCGAGCAGCAACAAAAACGGGCCCGUCGUGAACACAAGGCGCUGAUCAAACAGGACAACCUGGACGCUUUCAACGAGAAGGAUCCUUACAAGGCCGAUGACUCUCGCGAAGAUGAGGACGACAACGAUGACAACGACAACUCCAUAGAGGCGGAGACGUUCCCUCUGGAGAGGGACGAAGUGAUGCCUCCGCCUAUUCCCCACCCUCCAUCAGAGCGGGUCUCCUUCCCCAAGGGGCUGCCGUGGGCCCCUAAAGUCAGGGAAAAAGAUAUUGAAAAUUUUCUCGAAUCCAGUAGAAGUAAAUUCAUUGGUUACACGCUUGGAAGUGACACAGACACGGUGGUUGGAUUACCCAGGCCGAUUCACGAGAGCAUCAAGACGUUAAAGCAGCACAAGUACGUCUCGAUAGCGGAGAUACAGGUUGCAAAGGAGGAGGAAUUUCAGAAAACCCCUCUGUCCGGUGGAGAAGAGGAAGUGGAGAUGUGCGCCACGGAGCUGCUCUAUCAGGGAAUUCUGCCCAGUUUGCCACAAUACAUGAUUGCGCUGCUGAAGAUCCUGCUCGCUGCAGCUCCGACAUCCAAAGCCAAAACGGACUCCAUUAACAUCCUGGCAGACGUGCUGCCCGAAGAAAUGCCGACCACGGUGUUGCAGAGCAUGAAACUCGGUGUUGAUGUCAAUCGCCACAAAGAAAUCAUUGUGAAAGCCAUUUCCGCCAUCCUGCUGCUGCUCCUGAAGCACUUCAAGCUUAACCACAUCUACCAGUUUGAGUACAUGGCUCAGCACCUGGUGUUUGCCAACUGCAUCCCCCUCAUUCUGAAGUUCUUCAACCAGAACAUCAUGUCUUACAUCACAGCUAAGAACAGCAUUUCAGUUCUUGAUUUUCCAUAUUGUGUGGUACAUGAGCUGCCGGAGUUAACCGCAGAGAGUUUGGAAGCAGGAGACAACAAUCAGUUUUGCUGGAGAAAUCUGUUUUCGUGUAUUAACCUGCUGAGGAUCCUCAACAAACUGACCAAGUGGAAGCACUCCAGAACGAUGAUGCUGGUUGUGUUUAAGUCAGCUCCCAUCCUCAAGAGGGCGCUGAAGGUCAAGCAGGCCAUGAUGCAGCUCUACGUCCUCAAACUGCUCAAAGUGCAGACCAAGUACCUGGGACGCCAGUGGAGGAAGAGCAACAUGAAGACCAUGUCCGCCAUCUACCAGAAAGUCCGACAUCGCCUCAACGACGACUGGGCUUAUGGGAACGAUCUGGACGCUCGUCCGUGGGACUUCCAGGCCGAGGAGUGCGCUCUGCGGGCCAACAUCGAGCGCUUCAACAGUCGCCGCUACGACAAGACCCACAGCAAUCCAGACUUCCUGCCCGUGGACAACUGCCUGCAAAGUGUUCUGGGGCAGCGAGUGGACCUGCCCGAGGACUUUCAAAUGAACUACGACCUGUGGCUGGAGCGAGAGGUCUUCUCCAAACCUAUUUCCUGGGAAGAACUGCUGCAGUGAGAAUCAACCUGUCGGCGUCCUUGAUGUGUUUUUUUUAAAGAAUUAAACUGUUUCAAUCAGGAGUUCAGACAAACCGCCACCAGUGCUCUCACUGAUCCAACUCUGAGCGAAGCAUCGCGUUACGUGUUCUGUGUGGAUGGACGUCACCAUCAGAAGUCACCGAGAUGCUGCUUGUGAACCAUCAGCGGGGAUCAGUGUGGUUUUACAGUUUGAUUGGAGCUCCAACCAAAUGCUUUAUGUGAUGAACGUUUGCCUUUAAGAAACUUAGCAUUACUGUCAUUUGAAUCCACUUGUUACACAGAAAAAAAAAAAGAGAUAAUCGUUUUGUAUUUAGGUUCCCCGACACUUUUCCCGCCACCCACAGUUUUUACAUGAAA